Molecule: messenger RNA, 4437 nt
Organism: Daphnia magna
Lineage: Eukaryota; Metazoa; Arthropoda; Branchiopoda; Diplostraca; Daphniidae
Product: NFX1-type zinc finger-containing protein 1
Exons: 7
Coding region: 428-3865 (1145 amino acids)
Biological process (GO): regulatory ncRNA-mediated heterochromatin formation
Cellular component (GO): nuclear RNA-directed RNA polymerase complex
Molecular function (GO): helicase activity
Source: RefSeq, a predicted model, not a curated record
UCUGCCUGACGUGCCUUUUAAAUUUCGAAAGUUUUUACAAGUCGCUAAACAUCCUAGAGAGCCCUAGAGGGGAAGAAUAUGAGUCAUAGUUGCUUUUGUUGACCGCCCCUUUUAGCAGACUGCACGACGACUUAAAAUUCACUAUGCAAUUUACGCAAUCCGAUUGAGUAACUAGUGCCAACAUCGCGUGGGCAGUGACGGCAAAAGGUUUUUCCCUGCUGGUGUUGUAUACAUUGACAGAAUGCAGGGGAACUCCACAUUGUUGGUGCACAUUUUAUAAAUGUCUUGGUUCUUUGGUGGUUGUGACGAUUCGUGCUCCGGGCCCAGACUUGUCAUGUGGUGCUAUUGGUAUGGUUGCUUAUUUCUUGGCUAUCACUUUUCCACCCAAGAUCCCUCUGAACGUGUUCCAGAUACUUAGAUUUCCAACAUGUCUGGAAAGAAAGUGGAUCCAUCACAGCCAUUGAACAAUGGGAAAUUCACCAACUAUGUGCCAAGCAACAAACCAAUUACCAUUCCACCAGCAGCAGACUUUCGUCUCAUGCAUUUGAUGCCUCUGAUAAACGACCUGCUCUCCAAUGCUGAUGCCACAACAGACGAAUUACUGAAACCCAACUGCAUCAAGAAACCUUAUCUGAAUGUAGACACGUAUCUGGAAACUCACCUUCGAUUACUCUGGGCCGAUUUUAUUCAGCCACUUCGUGAAACGAUCGGAAAAUUCUGCAAAGGCAACCAACAAGUUCCACCAGACAAGCCAAAUCAGCAAAUUCAUUUCUACCGCAAUGUCAGUUUUGUCGAAAAUUCUUUUCUAUCCAGCCACAGCGUACCCGAUAGACCUGACACUUGGCGUCGUUACAAUGUCCGGUUUGAUUCCAUGCCCGGCUUUGACUGGGAGAAGAGCAAACGAUUGAUACACGGGACCCUGAUCUGCCUUUGGAAUGCACCCAGUCGAAUUAUCAUCCUUGCCACUGUAUCCAACAGCGAUCCCGAAGAACUGGAAAAAGGUUCGCUGAUUAUUAGCAUCCACAAUCCAUCCCAAAUAGGUGAUGACUUUAUCAGAAAGAGUUACACAAUGUUGGAAUGCGAAGUCUUUUACGAACCUUAUCGUGUGGUGAUGGAAGCUUAUCAGCAUCUGGAUGAAGCCUCGUUCCCGUUCAAAGAGCACAUACUGGGCUGGACGAAAGAUCCUGGAGUACCUGGCUAUUUAAUCAAUCCCAGUAGCACGAAAAGGGCAGCACGUUGCGACUAUCAAAUCACCAAGAAAGACGGAACUUGUGUCAUAAUCAGAAACGUUUUGAACAUUGGCACCUGGCCGUCUCCCGUUGAGUUGGGCGUCAAUCCGAUCCAGCGAGUGGCUCUUCACGCUGCCCUGACCCGUCGAUUGGCGCUGAUUCAGGGCCCACCGGGGACGGGCAAGACAUUCAUCGGUCGCAAAAUCAUCGCCACUUUGUUGGACAACAAACAUAUGUGGCAUGAUGAUGGCAACUACGUGGUAGAUAAUGCCCGUCUGGUGGCGAAAUUCGAGCGCACGAAAAUGGACAAAUUUUGGGAGCGCUACGGCGAAGUGUGGAGAGACAAACGUUGUCCUAUUGUUGUCAUUUGCUUAACCAAUCAGGCCCUCGAUCAAUUUCUGGAAGGCGUCCUUAAAUCCACCAAAAAAUUAAUUAGAAUCGGCAAUCAAUCGCAAUCUCCACUGCUGGAAGGUUAUAAAAUGUCGGUUCUCAAGGAGACCAUAACUCAAGACUAUAAAAAAUAUACCGAUUCUGCUUACUUGUAUCACAAGUAUCGCAUGAACGGCCUUAGGAAAUGCAUUCAGGAUACUGUCGACGAAAUUCGAAGCGUGGCGAAGAAACUGAGUAAUUUGAAGAAACUCAAUACUGCACAGCAACAAAAUCUCGCGUCCGAGUCUCCGAACUGGCAAAAACUCCAGCAGUUAGAGCAAACAUACCGAGGUCAGAUUCUCGAAUUCAAUGCAAUCAGAACCGAGUCGGAAGAGGCUUUGUGUCGCUCGGUAGACGUCAUCGGUUUAACCACCACCGGCGCCGCUCGUAGACGUGAUCUUCUCGCUCGUUUACAGCCCAAAAUUGUUUUAGUAGAAGAAGCAGCUCAGGUUUUAGAGCCACAUAUUAUUGCCUCGUUAACAGCCAGUUGUCAGCAUCUCAUCAUGAUUGGCGACCAUCUGCAACUGAGACCCCAGUGUAACGUUCACAAAUUAGCAAUCAAAUUCCACAUGGACGUGUCGCUAUUUGAGCGGUUAGUCAUGAACCACGUCCCGUCCGUCAUGUUGGCUGUGCAGCACAGGAUGCGGCCUGAAGUGGCUCGCUUAAUCGUUCCUUCCGUUUACAAAAAUCUGGAGAACCACGAAAGCGUGCUAAAACAUCCGGCUGUACCUUCUAUGACUCGUAACGUCUUUUUCCUUGAUCACGACCGUCCGGAGGCUCGCGAGGAAGGUGGCAGUAGUUACUACAAUAGCCACGAAGCGGCCAUGACUCUUCGUUUGGCCCAUUUUCUAUGCGAACAAGGUAUUCAGCAAGAAAAGAUCACCGUGUUGGUGACGUACGCUGCUCAAUUGAGAAGUUUACAGGCCCAUAGAAAAGCGCAAUACAAACUGCGCUCGAUCGAUCGGAUCCACAUCACGACGGUGGAUAAUUACCAGGGCGAAGAGAAUGAUAUUAUUAUUUUAUCGCUGGUUCGCAACAACGCAAACAAAUCGGUCGGAUUCUUGCGGACGCCUAACCGAGUGUGUGUCGCCCUCUCUCGUGCUCGUCACGGACUCUACAUCCUCGGCAAUAUCCGAUUGCUGGCCGGCUCUGGCAGUAAACUCUGGCUCCACGUACAAAAAGUCAUGAUCAAUAACGGUGAACUCUCCAAUGAACUAACUCUUCGCUGCGACCGUCAUAGUCAACAAACGGUCAAAGUGAAAUGUCCGGAACAUUUUCCCAUAUGUGGUAUUGUCUGCAAAUUGAAAUGCGGUGCUUUACUUGAUUGCGGCCAUCCUUGUCAACUGCCAUGUCGCAAUCAGUGCCAACAUUCCGUGGCUUUGUGCCAGUACAUGGAGGAAACGUUAUUGCCAUGCGGCCAUUCGACCAAGAUCCCUUGUACCAUCAACAACAACAACAGGUUGCCCAACGAUGAAGCAGCAGGAAUGACAUCCCACGAAUGUGUGGCCAAUGGAUGUCGGUCGAUUACUAAAAUCAACCUUCAAGUGGAAGUUACAAAAUUGCUAGUCAAAUACUCGUCGGAUGAAGGUCUGUUGAAGGCGGCCGAUUCGCUACUGAAAGGCAAAAGCAUCGAAGAGCAAUGGAAAAUCUACCAGCGCAUGUAUUACCUCUGUUUAUCAGCUGCCUUUAGAAGAGACCUGGAAAAUAGUUAUUGCUAUAAAACCGAAGAUCACAAGUCGGGCAAUGUUAAGCUGCACAAAGCCUGGGCGGAUGAUUUGAGGGCCAGUUAUCAAGCUGUUCAAGACAAGAGUAUGGAAAUGCAAUCAUUAGCGGCUGCCCAGGGAGGUUGGAGCAUUCAAUACCUGACGGAUGCCUUGUUCCAGUGGCGACGUCUCGAUCUACUCCGUCAAUGUUUGACCAUGUUGAGCGUUGAGCCGCAGUCUUCCAUAGGCAAUGGAUGCCAAAUAUUGCUGGAAGAGGCAAAAAUCCUUCUGCAAAAGGAAGAAUUAGACAAGACAAAGUGGACAACUAGCCAAGAGAAUGAGGCUUAUGCCCUUUUGAAACCAGUGGCAGCCAUGAUGAGGUUUGAUCUGACCCCUCCGAGUUCUGGGAUCUUGAUUGGACCACACUUCAUCCAGACGCGGGAUCAAAAGCAAUUGCCUGCCGAUCUCGAUUGCAUCGCGUCAUUACAACGUUUGAGUUUGUGAUAUUUUCUCUACUUUUAUAAUAAGUUAUCCAUUGCUGAAUGAAAUGCUAUCGCUACUUGCCGUGAAUAUUGAACGACACAGCUUUCAUUCAAGAAAAAUCGUCCAACGAUUCGUAGUGUAAAUGGGAGUUCUUAAACCUAAGAAGAUAAGGAACUCGCUAAAGAGCGGCAAAAGUAUGAAAGACGUUGCUGUGUACAUUUAAAAAGAUUCAGAAUUACAUACGAGUCGUAGAAAAUUCUUUUUUUUUUUUGAAAUAUCAGCAACAGAUGGUUUCUUCUGAAUUAUUUGUUCUGUUUUGGGAGCGGAAGUUGUUCAACCGCAAGUCAACUUGUUUUUCUUCUCUUUGUAAGGCCGAACUUAUCGAGGGCGGCCUACGUUCAAUUUAUGGGUUUUAAGAUUAGUGUUCUGGUACAUCCCGUUCUAAGCAACAAUUUAAUGUCAAGUGUAAUUGAAUUUCCCUGGUCUGUUAACGUUAUUUUAAAAAUUCAAUUGCCAUAGCCCGGAACGAAUGUCUAAACAAACAAAUGCGAUUGAAAAGAUUUAAACGUAAAAAUACAAAUAUCUGCAACAAG